This is a messenger RNA of Candidozyma haemuli, 1083 nucleotides long. RefSeq lists its product as uncharacterized. Gene Ontology annotation, cellular component: cytoplasm. Lineage: Eukaryota; Fungi; Ascomycota; Pichiomycetes; Serinales; Metschnikowiaceae. Bases 1 to 1083 code for a protein of 360 amino acids. The transcript has a single exon. Gene Ontology annotation, molecular function: flavin adenine dinucleotide binding; electron-transferring-flavoprotein dehydrogenase activity. The record is from RefSeq and is a predicted model, not a curated record.
AUGCCUCACGUGGUUAUAUUAGGUGGCUCUUUCGCCGGCUGCAAUGCUGUCAAAACGCUUUAUUCACUCGCUCCAGACCUCGAAUUGACCCUUAUCUCGCUGUCUUCCCAUGCCUACUUCAACUGCGCGGCUCCAAGGCUUCUUGUGGAGCCAGAGACUUUGGAGAAGACCUUGUUUUCGCUUGAUACGUUUGUCCAGAAACAUUCCAAGGGCAGAGGAAGGUUCGUGCAAGGCACAGCCACCAAAGCUAAUUUGGAAAAGAAGGAAAUCGAAGUCGAUGCCACUAACGGCAACAAGACCAUCACUUAUGACUACCUAGUGAUUGCUACAGGCACCAAGAGUCUGGAUAAGGGGUUCAAGGUGAACCAGUCCCAUGAAGAGGCCAGCGAGGCAAUUCUCGAUUGGGGCAAGAAAAUUAAGGCUGCUGAGACAAUUGGUAUUUUGGGUGGUGGUCCUACUGGUGUGGAGUCUGCGGGAGAGAUUGCCCAUGAUUUAAAGAAGAAGGUGACUGUUUAUACUGGCGAUAAAGAGCCAUUGAGUGUGGCAAAGUUGGGUAAAGGUACCCAGGAUAAGCUUGAAAAAUUAGGAGUUGAGGUUAUUAAUAACGUCAGGUACAAAGAGAUCAUUCCACAAGAUUCUGGCGCUUCGCGUGUGGUGUUUGACAAUGGCUCGGAGCGCACCUUUGAUGUCAUAUUGAAUACCACGCUCUAUGUACCGUUCCUGGACUUCCUUCCUGAUGAAGUUAAAAACGACAAGGGCUUUGUCAAUGUCGACGACCGGUUAGUAGUGAAAGGGUUCCCUGAGGUUUUCGCCUUGGGUGAUAUUGUGGCAGGAGCCGCUCAGUCCAUUGUGGAUCUUAAAUUUGGCCAGUUACCAGUUUUCGCAGCCACUGCGAAAGCAGACAUUUUCGGUCAAGAGACCAAGUCCAUAAGCUACUCGCCUGUGCGCAGUACAAUCAUCGUUCCCAUCUCGAGAAAAGGUGGAGAAGGGCGUCUCUUCGGAUGGCAUAUUCCAAGUUUUGCCGUCUGGCUUAUUAAGGCACGUACCUUUAUGGUGGACAAAGCUUCUGGCGACUUUGCCUGA